Gongylonema pulchrum is the source of this 684-nucleotide messenger RNA. NCBI's taxonomy places the organism in Eukaryota, Metazoa, Nematoda, Chromadorea, Rhabditida, Gongylonematidae. The record is from the annotation of a GenBank genome assembly.
AUGCAAAAAGUUAAAGAAAUCUGGUGCCAACUUUUGGGAACGAAAGAUUUCGGGCCACAUGAUGAAUUCUUCGCUGUUGGUGGGCAUUCUCUAACGCUUGUGCUGCUACGGAACAAGAUUCGAGAGCAGUUCGGAUUCGAGCUUCAGUUCGAUCGCUUUUACAAACGACCAACAUUGCUGGCACUAAUAGAGGAUAUAUUGAUGGCGAAGAAGUAUGCAAACACGGCCGUUCUAGAGAAACAGUUUCGGAGAGUUUCUGGAUGCACUACUGAUCGGGAUCACCACACCCCAUUAUCGCCAAUGGACAGUGCAGCAACUGAUGAGCAACUCGUCGUAAAUUUUGUCAAACUCCGAGAGAACAGUGCUGCUACUGGCAACCUGUACAUGAUUCACGCAAUUGCUGGCACCAUUUACCCAUACUACGGAAUACUGGCCAGCAUACCUGAAAGUCUCAAUGUUUAUGCAAUUGAAUACGAUGUGCAAUAUCCAUCAACAAGUUUAAUGGCGUUAGCGUCCUUCUAUUGCAGACAUGGUUUAUGUAAUUUUAAUCCAUUUUACGAGGAAGGGAACAAGACGGAAAAUGAAGUACCAAAGUGUUUAAAAAGUUUUGUGGAAUGUGAAAAGGAAUCAAAGCAAAAACUUACACGAAGUACACAAGCUCCAUUCUUGGGUUUUUUUGACUGA